Molecule: messenger RNA, 1302 nt
Organism: Annulohypoxylon maeteangense
Lineage: Eukaryota; Fungi; Ascomycota; Sordariomycetes; Xylariales; Hypoxylaceae
Exons: 3
Coding region: 178-1074 (298 amino acids)
Biological process (GO): protein import into mitochondrial intermembrane space
Cellular component (GO): mitochondrial intermembrane space
Molecular function (GO): protein-disulfide reductase activity
Source: RefSeq, a predicted model, not a curated record
CUUACAAAACAUUUUCAUUUCCAUCAUUUUCCCAUGUCCGCUCUACAUUUAUCGCACGCACACUUUUCCCACUCUCACAAACCUCAUCCGUAACCUCGUACUUUCUUUUAGCCUUUGGGUCCUUUUCGAGUCCAAUUCUUUUUAGUUUCAUUUAUUAGUGAGGAGCACACCGGCACCAUGUAUAGAUCUGCUUUGCGGUCAACGCCGCGCGCCGCAAACACUUUUAGACAUACGACGCUCUCGACUAGUGGGCGACGAUUUGCCUCGACGACACCUCCAGCUGGCCAGAAGCGAAGUUGGAAGAGCGCGGCUGUAAGGUGGGGUAUAGCUGUUGGUGCGGUAUAUUGGUACAGCACAAGUGCAGUCUUUGCAGAAGAGCCACUACCUAAAACAAUACCACCACCUCCCCAGUUCUCCGACGAAGAUCUCCCUACCGUAGAGGCCGUAGUCGCUCAAAAGCGUAGGGAGGCCGAAGCACGAUUACGAAAAGCCCCGUCAACCCCCGAACCGGCAACGGCAGGUCUCGCGUCAGAAAUUUCACCUUCAGCACCUGUUCGUGAUGUCGAGACACACGCGCAAGACCCCCCUCCGGAAGGAAGCCCCGAAGCGUUAGAGGAAGAGGCCGGUCAACAAGGCGCAUUCAAUCCUGAGACGGGCGAGAUUAAUUGGGAUUGCCCAUGCUUAGGUGGCAUGGCCCAUGGCCCUUGCGGCGAGGAGUUCAAGGCCGCGUUCAGCUGCUUUGUCUAUUCUAAGGAGGAGCCGAAAGGGAUGGACUGCAUCGACAAAUUCCAACACAUGCAAGAUUGCUUCCGACUUCACCCCGAGGUUUACGGGGAAGAGCUAGAUGAGGAUGAAACUUCCGCGGAGGGUACCCCCGAAGAUGGAGCAAAGACGUCGGUAGCUAAAACAACUACCACGGAGUAUAGCAACACCGUAUCAAGAUCAGAAGAAUCUCAAGAAGCAACGAAGGCCAUCUCUGAAGAAGCUAAGACGACAGGAGCAGGCGCAGACGCAGAGGUCGGGGCUGUCGCAAAAGAGACAGAAAAGCAGAAUAUUCCUCCGGUACAGCCUUAAAGACGACUAGGUAGAUAUCGAGGAAUUUGCAGGCGAUCAUCCGGGGCUCGCUUAACAAGGAAAAUCCCCGGAUCCGUGCAGAUGUGCCUCAGACUAUUAUUUGCGUUGGACCGUUGUCACAGCGCAAAACCCUUGUAUAUGUGUACUAAAUGUAUAUUAUGAAGCGCAUAAGGCAUGGCAAAAUAGACACUAACCAGCUCUUUACGAUAUCUCUAACCUGCCUUACCG